Hermetia illucens (black soldier fly) is the source of this 1713-nucleotide messenger RNA. RefSeq names its product hsc70-interacting protein 1-like. The record is from RefSeq and is a predicted model, not a curated record. Gene Ontology annotation, molecular function: Hsp70 protein binding; protein dimerization activity. Lineage: Eukaryota; Metazoa; Arthropoda; Insecta; Diptera; Stratiomyidae. The coding region runs from base 239 to 1435 and encodes 398 amino acids. The transcript is spliced from 3 exons.
CGGAGUGAUUUUGUUUUUACUUCUACACCGAUAAAGAGAAACUUCGCGACGGUCGCAGCCGGCGUAAUUUAAUUUGUUGUGAAUUGGAAGAUUUCGUGGUAAAAAUCACUUUAUUCAGUUCGCUGCACAGAUUAGUUUCCAUUGUUCCGCGAGACGUUUACUCUGCACAUCACGGGAAGAGUUGUCGAGCGUUGUUAUCGCAGUUGAUCUGAAAUCGCCAAUUUGAAAAGUUUUCACAAUGACCUGCCCAGUCGGUCCGGAGGAGUUGGCGAAAUUACGGGCGUUCAUCGGGUUCUGUACGAAUCAGCCUGAAAUUCUCAACAUUCCACAGUUGGAUUUCUUCAAGGAAUUCGUCGAGAAAUUGGGCGGCAAAGUUCCUGCCGGAGAAUUCAAGAUUCCGACAUUUGAGGGAAAUGGAGAGCAGCCAAAAGCAUCCGCUCCUGCACCCGAACCGGAACCAGAAGAGGAAUCUGAACCUGAGUCAGACGUUGAACUGGAUAUGACGGGUGUUAUCGAAGGGGAUAAAGAUGAACCGCAACCUAUGGGCGAUGCAAGCAAAGAACCGACCGAAGAAGAGAUGGAUCAGGCUGGUGAAUUCCGUUCAAAAGCAGCAAGCGCAUACUCAGAGCAGAACUAUCAGGAGGCAAUUGAUCUAUAUACCAAAGCCAUAGAAUUGAACCCACAUAAUGCCUUAUUCCAUGCCAAGCGUGGUCAAGCCUUCUUGAAACUGAACAAACCGAACGCUUGCAUCCGAGAUUGCAAUCGUGCUUUGGAAUUGAACUGUGACUCUGCAGCUGCUUACAAAUUCCGCGGCCGAGCACAUCGCUUGCUAGGAAAUUGGGAAGACGCAGCUAAAGAUCUGAGGCAAGCGGUCAAAUUAGAUUUUGAUGAAGAAGCCGAUGAAUGGCUGAAGGAAGUCACACCAAACGCAAAGAAAUUGGAACAGCAUAAGAUCAAGCAGGAGCGAAAUAAGGCAGAGCGGGAGCUUCGCAAACGUCAAGAACGCCUUCGAAAGGCUCAGGAAGCUAAUCGUAAGGCACAACAAGAACAACAGCAACAGGAACAAUCACAGCCAAGACCUAAUGCGGGAGGUGCCGGUGGAAUGCCGAAUUUAGGAAAUCUGUUUGGAAACCUGAAUCAAGCAGAAUUCCUUAGCGCCUUCAGUGAUCCAGAAGUUUCUGCUGCCAUGCAAGAUAUUAUGACGAAUCCUGCCAAUAUUACCAAAUAUCAAUCAAAUCCAAAAAUAAUGAAUUUAAUAACGAAGAUUGGUUCAGCGAUGGGUGGAGCAGGUGGAGCCGGAGGAUUCCCAGGAGCGGGAGGUUUCCCAGGAGCUGGAGCUGGUGGUUUCCCGGGUGCUGGGUUUACAGCAGGCGACACAAAUACCGGAGCUAGUCAGAAGCCAAAACCGGAUUUCACUGAUGAUGGACUCGAUUAAGGAACUUGAAUAAUAAUGAACAACCAACUAUAGUUACUAACACUUAAACCAUAUUGUUCAUCAACUGAGAGAGACUUUUAUACAUUUUUGCAAUUCAUAUGCUUUUGGAUUCAAGCAUUCUAAUUUGAAUAGAACUGAUAAUAAUAGGGUGAGGUGUGUCUGAGCCCUUUUAUACAAUUCCACGGGAACUUGCAAGAAGCAUUACAAUAUAAUAAAUAGAAAAUGUAUCAUAUAGUUAUGGAAAGGAAAUACACCCUCGUUGGCUUAUCUAGCGUAAA